AUGAGUUUGCGAAGCGGUAGGUUGCCCGGUCUAGGCAAGGAUCCAACUACAGCCGCCGAGGCAUCAAAUCUCAUACAUGCACAUGCCGUUGCCCUUCGCUGGGCGUCUACUCGGAAUGUUACUAAAAGACCAUUCUUUCCCGAAAGGAAUGGCAAAUGUACUAUCUGCGGCGACAGCUUCCCUGGCUACGAGCUUCAGCGUUUAAACUGCGGCCAUCGACAUUGCCGCGAUUGUUUGCGUCGAAAUUAUCAGCAUGUAAUCAAUAAUCCCGAGAAUCACCCAGCGAAGUGCUGCCAAGGUCUUUCAUUCUCAGAAACUUCAUUCGUGUUAACAGAUGAAGAAAUGAAAGCCGUUUUGGAAAUUCAGAGCUCCCAUGAGUCCACAAAGAUUAUUCCUUGUUUUUCUUGCGAGGGAGAUAUCUAUUUCAGUGAUAUUGGCAGAGACGCGGCUUAUUGCAGUAGUUGCGAUAAAUUGACUUGUACUAUAUGUCGGAAGGAGAUGCAUGAUGACUUAUGCCCGGAAGAUCCUGAGACAGAGAAAUUGAAGGCGCUCGCUAAAGAGGAGGGGUGGACGCAGUGUCCAAAGUGUAAUCGCUUGGUUUUCAGAGUUUCGGGGUGUAAUAGCAUGACAUGCCUUUGCAAGACAAACUUUUGUUUCCGUUGUGGUGGUUUGUACGGGAAGUGCAACUGCGCUUUUAUACCACGAGAUCCAACCGAGGCCGCGAACAAGAGCAAAGCUGAUAUCCACUUUGGCGCCGCAUUCACGAGUGGGUCGUCUUCGCGAAAGGCCAGCACGAAAGAGAGAUUGAAUUACAGGAUCUUAAGAGAUCAUAGAAAUUUAGCACUACGGAAUCAACAGAACCAAAAGGCUAAGUUAAAGGAUCUUAAGUUAAAGCGGCAACUCAAGCUGAAGGAAGACGAAAUGGCUAGAGAAAUUGUUCGGCUGAGAGUCAAGAUGCAUGAAUUGGCAGCAGCUGAGAAGCUCGAAAAGAAGGAGAGGAAACAAGCUAUUCGAAAUGGGGAGGUUGUCGAAGAUCUAGGACCAGAUCCGUAUAAUCAAGUUACAAGGGUACUUGUUACCAGGAGAAAGAUUUAUACUUCAACAGGGGUGAUUGCAGCUAAAGAUAUUGACCAGAGGCCAGUUUCAAGGCGAACUAGAAGCCAGAACUAG
Molecule: messenger RNA, 1170 nt
Organism: Orbilia oligospora ATCC 24927
Lineage: Eukaryota; Fungi; Ascomycota; Orbiliomycetes; Orbiliales; Orbiliaceae
Exons: 2
Coding region: 1-1170 (389 amino acids)
Biological process (GO): ubiquitin-dependent protein catabolic process; positive regulation of proteasomal ubiquitin-dependent protein catabolic process; protein polyubiquitination
Cellular component (GO): cytoplasm; ubiquitin ligase complex
Molecular function (GO): zinc ion binding; ubiquitin protein ligase activity; ubiquitin conjugating enzyme binding
Source: RefSeq, a predicted model, not a curated record